Messenger RNA from Durusdinium trenchii, 3294 nucleotides. The record is from the annotation of a GenBank genome assembly. NCBI's taxonomy places the organism in Eukaryota, Dinophyceae, Suessiales, Symbiodiniaceae.
AUGAAGAAGCUUGAGAUUCAACAGUCGGUGCAGUUGGGCAUGGCUUCCGAGACGCAAAGCCACGGACCAAAUGCGAUGAUCCGACACCCACGGACCACGGCUGUGGCGAUCCCAUCGCAAGACGCUUUCGACGUGCGGGUCCUGGAGCACGUGAAGAUCUUUUGGUUUGAGAUGUUGUUGGAUCAAGGAGGCCAUUGGCUUGUGUUGGUGGAUGCCAGAGAGGAAGAGAAUACUGCGGAUGUUUACAAGGACCCGGGUCAGUGCACAGUCCCGGGUCUCGCAGCGAUGUCUCAUGAUUUCUCAAUGUUGAGUGCUUGGAGCCCCCAAGCCAUGAAUCAAGAUGGACCCUUCCCUCAUCCUUCGGAUUGGGACGAGACGACCCGAGACGGCAACGUCGCUGGGCUGGACGACUGGGCUGGGACGGCCAAGAACUUCAGAGACCUCAGGGAUCAGGGACGUCUGGUGCGUCCGCCCUUGCCGAAGCUCGAGACUGGGGACCUGCGCAUGACGCUGACGUUGCUCAGUAGCGAGGGCAUGGACUUCGAACCUUCGUGGAAGGACCUCCCAUUCCCUGAGAAGGUGGUGGAACCAGUGGUGGAUGAUGCACUCAUGGGCGGUGAAGAGGAGGGUUUGAAGCGCCACUCGGCAGUGGAUUGCCAUCUUCAGGUGGGCGAAGGCUUGUCAGACUACCUUUGGAAGACGGAUUUUGCGUUGAUCUUUGGCGAUUACCAAGCCUCGCGACUGGGACCUUGGCUCUCCCUCGGCAACCUCUCACCACGUAAGGUGUUCCAGGAGUGCCUUCGCUUCUGUGAGCACCACGGCAACGACGACGCCGACCCGCGCACCAAGCACGCGCGGCGCUUGAUCACGGAGCUCACCUGGCGCGACUUCUUCCGGUUCUAUGCUGGGAAACACGGCACCUUGGAACGAUGGAGCGUGGCAGCGUGGGGUGGCAGCGUGCAUCAACGCUGGCAGCGGUCGAAGGACUGGAUGCAGGAUGAGAGGAUCUUCCAGCUUUGGUCCAACGGACGCACAGGCUAUCCAUUGGUGGAUGCCUGUAUGCGUGAGCUUUCGAUCACGGGGUACACCUCCAACCAUGCGCGGAUGAAUGACGUCACCUCCAACUGGUGCAACUGGGUCCGCUGCGCUGGGCUCACUGAGAGCCGCCUGAGCUCCUUCAACGUGGUGCGACAGAGUCAGAAGUUCGACCCCAUGGGCCUCUACUUGCGCCGCUGGCUCCCCGAGCUUCAGGAAGUGCCACCUGAGCUGAUCCAUGAGCCGUGGCUGAUGACCAGCGAAGAGCUUGUGCGCUAUGGGGCCAGUGCCUACCCACAGCCCUGUGUGGAUCCCAGCUUCUUCGAGGGAACUCGGGAGGAGGUCCGGGUGGCUGCGGUACCGCUCCUGGAGGCCACCUACACUCGGCUGCUCGAGCGCGCACUGAGCGUGCAGGCGGCCGGACUUGGACCUCCUCCUGGUGCAGCGGGUGAGUCGGGAGCACGAGGAUCGGGGGAAGGAACCCCUGGGGCUGCGGAGGCAGGAGCCUCUGGGAAAUCGGGGGACACAUCUCCUGGAAAGUCGGGAGCGGCGGCUCCUGGUACAACCGGGGGUGAAGAGGCCCCUCCGCCUGGAGAAGAAGAGGGCGGUGGACGCAGCAGAGGCCGGGGCUUGCCACCCCUAGCCCGACUGCGGAAGCGAGAUCGACGAGACGAAGGUGAACAGGCCGUCGAGACUGAGGUCAAGGAGGAGCAGACAGUUGACAAGAGUGGACCCCUCGUGGACGUCAAGGAGAAGCGAUCCGACAAGAAGAAGGAGAAGGAGAGAAGCCAUAAGUCCAGAGCAUCGAAGGAAGGAGAGCCUGAGCAGGACAAGGAGAUCCCCGAGGAGGAAGCAGAGGAGAGGAGCGAGGAUAUGGCGCCCAAGAGGAGGCCAGCGGCCGAGGCGGGGCGGCCGAGGGUCGUGAGAAGACGGCCUGCCGCCCUGGAUGGAGAGGUCGAGGAUCAGUGGGUGCCCGCGGACGAGGUCACGUUGGCACAGAUGGAAGGUUGGGCACAGAUGCGUGUACAGGGAGAAUAUUGGGAGGAGGCCGUCGACUGCACCGUGGAGAUGAUCGAACUGAGGGCCAGCAGGGGAGACAGGGAGCUCCUAGGCAAGGCAGUGGGCACUUCAAGCGAGGCCCUUCUCCGAUACAUCAGCGGGGUGCCGGAAAAAACAGUGCGACUUCAUCUAUGCGGACGAAGGUGCGACAGGAAGACUUGGGAGGACGGGCUGAUCCAUGUGACCCAGCUCAAGCAACAUCGCGCCGGAGAAGUAUCUUGGGAGAAGAAUUUAGAGAGCAGUCGAGCGGAGGCAGAGAGAGACGAGUUAGAGCGCGUUCGACUAGAAGCUGCAGCCCGUGGGAAAGGAAGAGGGCUACCGGCCGGCCCGAAAGCCGCUGCAGAGAAGGUCGACGCCCCUGGAGUGUCGGGGGAAUCCGAGGAGCAGAAGAAAAAGAAGAAGAAGAAGAAAAAGACAAAGCUGAGGAUGGAGCCAGUGAAGGACCAUACCACGCUCUUCAAGAACACAGGCAUGGACGCGGACCCCGUGAAGCGGAAGAGAUUCAGGCGCCGCGCCAAGAAGCUGACCAAGAAGUCCCGGAACAAGGACAGUGCAUCGACCGGGAGUUCAGAGAGUUCGGACUCCUCGAGCAAGGUCAGCGAAGGCGAGGACUAUUUCGGGGAGCUGUUCACACCUCAGACAAGCACCCAGAGAAUGUGGGAAAGACUGCCAGGUGUAUUGACUGCCCAGUUGCUACAAGAUGCUCAACGCAGCAUGCUAUUGCAGAUGGGAAGUAUGGCCUCGACUUCAGGACAGUUGCAACCGCUGACGUCUCAAUACGUGAGGCAACAGAUGGGAGCAUCCAUGUCGCCGGUGAUCUAUCGAGAAGCCAUCCAUUGGGCUGCAACCCUGGACCUGAUGGUUCAGGGGAAAGUGGCAUCGGCCUGCGACGUGAUGUCGCAAAGGCUGAAAUCACUGGAAGCGUUGGCAAAGGGCAUGAAGGUCGACUUGAUAAAGCAAUUGGAGUUGAUCCAGGUGGAGAACUAUGGACUGGCCAGUUCAAGCGAGCUCCACCAAGCAGGCAGGACAGCCCACGAGGAGAACAAGAUCUAUGGCAAGGCCACCGGAAGGUUUCCCGAAUACAGGGAUCGCUUCAGAGACAAGGGCAAAGCGAAAGGCGAGAAAGGGGAGAGCAAGGACAAGGAUCGCGACAAGGAGAAAGGAAAGAAGGACAAAGGAGACGGCAAGAAGAAGCAUUAG